AUUCCUGGACCGCAACUCCCAGGGUGCAACGCAGAUCACGCCCGCCUUGUACAUUCGAGCAUGCGCUCUUAGAGGUUCCGGGGGCCGGUGGGAUUUACUUCCGGCAGCAGGUGGUGGGGCCAUGGCUGCCCUUCUCCGAGCUGUGCGUAGGUUUCGGGGAAAAGCUGUGUGGGAAAGGCCUCUCCAUGGGCUGUGGUGCUGCAGUGGGCAGGAGGAUCCUAAGAGGUGGGUGGGCAGCAGUUCACCCAUCUCGAAGGAGAAACUACCAAACGCAGAGACUGAGAAAUUCUGGAUGUUUUACCGUUUUGAUGCCAUCAGAACCUUCGGGUUCCUGUCACGACUGAAGUUGGCACAGACUGCCCUGACAGUGGUAGCUUUGCCACCAGGCUAUUACUUGUACUCCGAGGGCCUCCUCACUCUCAACACCGUGUGCCUCAUGAGUGGGAUAUCGGGCUUUGCCCUGACCAUGCUGUGCUGGAUGAGCUAUUUCUUACGGAGACUGGUUGGUAUCCUGUAUCUGAAUGAGUCUGGCACCAUGCUGCGGGUGGCCCAUCUGAACUUCUGGGGCUGGCGGCAGGACACAUACUGUCCGAUGGCAGAUGUGAUUCCCCUGACAGAAACCAAGGACCGGCCUCAGGAGAUGUUCGUGCGUAUCCAGCGGUACAGUGGGAAACAGACCUUCUACGUCACCCUGCGCUAUGGACGCAUCCUGGACAGACAGCGUUUCACACAGGUGUUUGGGGUACAUCAGAUGCUCAAGUGAACAACUGGGACCUGGACCUCUGGGUAACCCUGGGUCGCCUGGAUUAACAGGAAGGCUGAGGGUGUGGGCAAGGCUGAAGAAAGGGGAUUGGGUACUUGGAGACUUUGCCUGGGCCCCUGGGAACAUGUGUUUUGUGGUGAAGGAAUUCACAAGGCAAGAGCUGGUGUCCAGGUUUAGGAAAAAGGCUCUAAGCAAGUUCUUACAGCACUUGUUUGUGACAUUCAGUCAGAUAAUGGCCAGAAGUUUUUGUUAAGAGCCGGUUCUUAGAAGAACCUAUGCCAAGGUCACCCAUAGAGUCCAUUGGUGUGAAAGAGAAAGGCAAAGAGGUGUGGCGGGGGAGCGUGAGAUUUGGAGUCAGAAGUCUCAGUUCUGUCAUUUGUCCUGGAGCAGGUUAUUGAGUCUCUUUGAACCUUGGUUUUCACAUCUGUAAAAUGGAAAGUCCUGCUUGUUUCAUGGGAUGGGUGUGGGAAUAAACAAUAAAUGUCAAACGUGUGGCAGACUCAA
This is a messenger RNA of Gorilla gorilla gorilla (western lowland gorilla), 1267 nucleotides long. It is a transcript of the gene TMEM186, whose product is annotated as transmembrane protein 186. The record is from RefSeq and is a predicted model, not a curated record. NCBI's taxonomy places the organism in Eukaryota, Metazoa, Chordata, Mammalia, Primates, Hominidae. The transcript has 2 exons. Bases 122 to 763 code for a protein of 213 amino acids. Gene Ontology annotation, cellular component: mitochondrion.